Exaiptasia diaphana is the source of this 1668-nucleotide messenger RNA. RefSeq lists its product as uncharacterized. Lineage: Eukaryota; Metazoa; Cnidaria; Anthozoa; Actiniaria; Aiptasiidae. Bases 785 to 1327 code for a protein of 180 amino acids. The record is from RefSeq and is a predicted model, not a curated record. The transcript is spliced from 6 exons.
AACGUUCCUUUGGUUGGUGAAUACAGGUCCACAGAACAUUAUUCAUCAGUUACUUUCGGGAAAGAGACGGAACUUGACCAACGCACUCGCCAAAUCUCGGUUGUAAACUUCUGUAAAAAGCAGCUCAGCAAAAGAAGCAAAGAAAACAAUAUCUAAAAUGCUGAUGCAACAAUCACGAAGCUAUUUCCUUGUUUACAUCCUUGCCGAUGCAUCAAGAAACAAAGCAAAGUUCCACAUUGUCGUCCUUCAUGAAGAAGUUACUGAUUCUCUUCUAACACCCCACGUAUCCUUUGUUUAGGCCUAGUAUUCUCCCUUUUUUACUCGAUKACUUAUAGCAAAACAGCUUAUAGUCAGGUUGGUUUAGAUUAAUAGUUGCCAGUUUAGAAAUAGUUUUAAACGCAGGAAGUGGCUGUAUACGAGUAUGUCGGAUCGCGAUCUAUGUAUUUGACUUGUGGCACUCAGCCGGUUUGCGCCAAACUUCGCGCGUUUGUCCAAGCUAGAAGUGCGUCAUUUAUUUGCGGUUCUUGAAUACCAUGCGAGCAUUGUUCUCUAAACCGAUGUAUCUUUUUUUUUCUCUCUCUUCCUUUUAGUUGUAAAAACGGUAAAGAAAAAAUGGUACAGGACUCAGUUCAUUGUUCGAAAAUACCCUGAAGRCAAYGUAACAAGCGAUAGMCCCCCAARAACAGAUCUUCCUGACUACAAGAAGUGCAAAGAGUCGCCAUUUUGUUUCUCGUACAUAGCWGCUGAGAUCGAAGGCUAUAACGUGACUAUAGGAGAUGGUAGAAUGUACAACGGUUACUACAACGCACCAUUAGAACCAGCCACGACGUACAGAAUAUUCACUAGAAGUGUGUCCAAGUCAAGCGAUAAWACAAUAGAAUAUUUUCCUGCCAUUGGAAGUUACGCGUUCAAAACCACAACGACUAAAUCAAAUACAAAAAAUAACACCGAUGUCUUCACAGCCAAAAAACAAGAGGUUGAAAGCGCAAGCUGGUUAACACUCCCUUCGUUCGUCGCCAUACUCACCAUCAAUAUCAUUCUCAUCAUCGCCAUAAUAGUAAUAACAACAUUMGCUCUAAGAAGGAAGAUGUUUUGUAAGAAAAAACAAGCAGAUAGCACCAAGAAUGAAACGGCUUACGCUUCUGUUGAGAUGAAAGAUCGAAACGUUAGAAACAACGGUAGGAAGACUCGUUAUCAAAUAUCACCACCCACUGAACAAAGCAGCAAUGAUCAUUAUCAAAGCCUCGACAAGACUACAAGAACAACACAGAAUACUGUGAAAUAUGAAAAUGUCAGGCGUAAAUUGCCCGAUAUCCCUAAAAUCUAAGCUAAACAGGCCAGUAACUUUGAGGACAGUCAGUAAACUUGAGCUUAUAAUCUGAGCCAUGUUGGAUAAAGAUCCAGAUGUGUUGCUGUGCUUUGUUUUAGUCUUAUUACGAGAUGUGCAUGAACAGUGAAAACCUAAUGAUAGAUUAAUAAAGCUUUUCAUCAAUUACGUAGACGCGCCAGUGGUAAUGAAAGUAACURAAGUUCAUUCACSGYUUUKMAAAAGCCACUUCUAUACUUUCAGUUAUUUGAAAAACCUCUUUGUAAAGACGUGCAUCUUGWUUGUGUCUGAAUCGUGCAUUCAUCAUCCAAAUAUUCAAUAAAAUCUGAGUGUGUAAAGUC